CAGCUGUGGAGGUGCCCAAGGAAAUGACUCUCUAUGGCUACUUGAAGCCCUGGCUGGCAGGGGAUGGGCUCUUACUAAGUGCUAAUGACAAGUGGAGCCACCACCACCACCUGCUGACACCUGCCUUCCACUUUGACACACUGAAGCCCUACGUGAAGAUUUUUAACCAGAGUAUGAACAUCAUGCAUACCAAGUGGCAGCGCCUGACCUCCAAGGGCAGCGCCCGUCUGGACAUGUUUGAGCACAUCAGCCUCAUGACCUUGGACAGUCUGCAGAAAUGUGUCUUCAGCUUCGACAGCAACUGCCAGCAUGAAUACAUAGCUGCCAUCUUGGAACUCAGCGCCCUCGUAGUGAAAAGGCACCACCAGGUCUUCCUGUACAUGGACUUCCUGUACUACCUCACUCCUGAUGGGUGGUGCUUCCGAAAGGCCUGCGACCUGGUGCACAACUUCACAGAUGUUCUUAUCAAGCAGAGGCGCCAUACUCUUGCUAGCCAGGGUGUUGAUGAAUUCCUCCAGACCAAGGCCAAGUCUAAGACUUUAGACUUCAUUGACGUGCUUUUGCUGGCCAAGGAUGAACAUGGAAAGGAACUGUCAGACGAGGACAUCCGUGCAGAGGCUGACACCUUCAUGUUUGGAGGACAUGACACCACAGCCAGUGGGCUCUCCUAGAUCCUGUACAACCUGGCAAGACAUCCGGAAUACCAGGAGCGCUGUCGGCAGGAGGUGCAGGAGCUCCUGAGGGAUCGUGAGCUUGAGGAGAUUGAAUGGAUGCUGCAGCUGAGCUUGUCCUGGUUAGGGCUGUGGCCUGAGGUGACUUCCCUAUGGCAGUUACCGCUGCUGACUGGGGCCUCCUGGCUCCUGGCUUACAUCCUGGUACAGAUCUAUGUCAUUUUUGGAAACUAUCGUCGCCUCCGUGGUUUCCCUCAGCCCCCCAAACGGAACUGGCUCAUGGGUCAUGUGGGCAUGGCACCUCCCUCAGAGGAGGGCUUGAAAGUGAUAGCUGAGCUGGUGGGAACUUAUCCGCAGGGCUUUAUGUUAUGGAUGGGCCCAGUGGUUCCUGUCAUCAAUCUGUGCCACCCUGACAUCGUCCGAUCUGUCCUUAAUGCCUCAGCUUCAGUUGUACUCAAAGAUGUGGUCUUCUACAGAACCCUGAAACCUUGGCUGGGGGAUGGGCUCUUGGUGAGCGCUGGUGACAAGUGGAGCCACCACCGUCGCAUGUUGACACCUGCCUUCCAUUUCAACAUCCUGAAGCCCUAUGUGAAGAUUUUUAAUCACAGCACUAACAUCAUGCAUGCCAAGUGGCAGUAUUUGAUCUCAGAAUGCAGUGCCCGUCUGGACAUGUUUGAGCAUGUCAGCCUCAUGACUCUGGACAGUCUGCAGAAAUGUGUCUUCAGCUUUGACAGCAACUGUCAGGAGAAGCCCAGCGAGUAUAUUGCUGCUAUCUUGGAGCUUAGUGCCCUAGUGGCCAAAAGGCACCAGCAGCCCCUUCUAUACAUAGACUUGCUGUAUCAUCUCACCCCUGAUGGGAUGCGCUUCCAGAAGGCCUGUCGCCUAGUACACGACUUCACGGAUGCCGUCAUUCAGGAGCGACGCUACACCCUCCCAGAUCAGGGUUUGGAUGACUUCCUUAAGUCUAAGGCCAAGUCCAAGACUUUGGACUUCAUUGAUGUGCUGCUGCUGACCAAGGAUGAAGAUGGAAAGCAUUUGUCAGAUAAGGACAUCCGAGCAGAGGCUGACACCUUCAUGUUUGAGGGACAUGACACCACAGCCAGUGGGCUCUCCUGGAUCCUGUACAACCUGGCGAAGCAUCCAGAAUACCAGGAGCGCUGCCGGCAGGAGGUGCAGGAGCUCCUGAGGGACCGUGAGUCUACAGAGAUUGAAUGGGACGACCUGGCCCAGCUGCCCUUCCUGACCAUGUGCAUCAAGGAGAGUAUGCGUCUGCAUCCCCCGGUCACAGUCAUAUCCCGCCGCUGCACCCAGGACGUUCCACUCCCGGAUGGCCGGGUCAUCCCCAAAGGUGUAAUCUGUCUCAUCAGCAUCUUUGGGGUUCAUCACAACCCAUCUGUGUGGCCGGACCCUGAGGUCUAUGACCCCUUCCGCUUUGACCCAGAGAACAUCAAGGACAGGUCACCACUGGCAUUUAUUCCCUUCUCCGCUGGGCCCAGGAACUGCAUUGGACAGACGUUCGCCAUGAGCGAGAUGAAGGUGGCGCUGGCGCUGACGCUGCUGCGCUUCCGCGUCCUGCCGGAUGACGUGGAGCCGCGUAGAAAGCCGGAGCUGAUCCUGCGCGCGGAGGGCGGGCUGUGGCUGCGGGUGGAGCGGCUGAGCCGGGGCGCGCAGUGACCCCCACACCCGGCCUGGACCGCCUGAGCCCCAUCCACCUG
This is a messenger RNA of Nannospalax galili (Upper Galilee mountains blind mole rat), 2386 nucleotides long. Its product is annotated as cytochrome P450 4F1-like. The record is from RefSeq and is a predicted model, not a curated record. NCBI's taxonomy places the organism in Eukaryota, Metazoa, Chordata, Mammalia, Rodentia, Spalacidae. Gene Ontology annotation, molecular function: monooxygenase activity; oxidoreductase activity, acting on paired donors, with incorporation or reduction of molecular oxygen; heme binding. The transcript is spliced from 18 exons.